Molecule: messenger RNA, 2031 nt
Organism: Phyllostomus discolor (pale spear-nosed bat)
Lineage: Eukaryota; Metazoa; Chordata; Mammalia; Chiroptera; Phyllostomidae
Gene: MVK
Product: mevalonate kinase
Exons: 11
Coding region: 123-1316 (397 amino acids)
Biological process (GO): cholesterol biosynthetic process; isoprenoid biosynthetic process
Cellular component (GO): cytoplasm
Molecular function (GO): mevalonate kinase activity; ATP binding
Source: RefSeq, a predicted model, not a curated record
AACUCAUGACGCUCUGAUUGGCUGGGCGGAAGGAAGAGGCUUGUAGGCUCGGGGAUGGAGUCCCGGAGUGACCUGGACUUGGGAGCUGGGUGCCUGCAGCGGCGGCAGGAUUCUCCAGAGCCAUGUUGUCACAAGUCCUGCUGGUGUCCGCUCCAGGGAAGGUCAUCCUUCACGGAGAACAUGCCGUGGUCCAUGGAAAGGUAGCCCUGGCUGUGGCCUUGAACUUGAGAACAUUUCUCCGGCUUCAACCCCACAGCAAUGGGAAAGUGGGCCUCAACUUACCAAACGUUGGUGUCAAGAGGGCCUGGGAUGUGGCCAGACUUGAGCAGCUGGACACGAGCUUUCUGGAGCAAGAAGACAUCGUGGCGCCCACGCCAGAGAUGCUGGAGAAGCUGAAGGAGGUGGCAGACUUCCCUGUGGACUGCACCAGCCACGAGCGACCAGCCGUGCUGGCCUUCCUUUUCCUGUACUUGUCCAUCUGCCGGAAGCAGAGGGCCCUGCCCAGCCUGGACAUCACGGUGUGGUCGGAGCUGCCCACCGGGGCCGGCUUGGGCUCCAGUGCCGCCUACUCUGUGUGCCUCGCAGCUGCCCUCCUGACCCUGUGCGAGGAGAUUCCAAACCUGCUGAAGGACGGGGAGGCCACCAACAGGUGGACAGCAGAGGAUUUGGAAUUAAUUAACAAGUGGGCCUUCCAGGGCGAGAAGGUGAUUCACGGGAACCCCUCCGGAGUGGACAACGCCGUCAGCACCUGGGGAGGAGCGCUCCGAUACCAACAGGGAAAGAUUUCAUCCUUAAAGAGGCCGCCAGCUCUGAAGAUCCUGUUGACCAACACCAAAGUCCCUCGCAGCACCAAGGCGCUCGUGCUCAGUGUCAAGAACAGACUGCUCAAGUUCCCGGAGAUCGUGGGCCCCCUCCUGACCUCCAUCGACGCCAUUUCCCUGGAGUGCGAGCGGGUGCUGGGAGAGAUGGCGGCGGCGGCCCCAGCCCCAGAGCACUACCUCGUGCUGGAAGAGCUCAUCGAUAUGAACCAGCACCAUCUGAAUGCCCUCGGUGCGGGCCACAGCUCACUGGACCAGCUUUGCCAGGUGACCAUGGCCCACGGACUGCACAGCAAACUCACUGGCGCCGGUGGCGGUGGCUGUGGCAUCACACUCCUCAGGCCAGAUCUGGAGGAGCUGGAGGUGGAGGCCACGAAGCAGGCGCUGAUCGGCUGUGGGUUCGACUGCUGGGAAACCAGCAUCGGUGCGCCUGGCAUCUCCAUCCACUCGGCUGCCUCCCUGGACACCACCGUCCAGCGAGGCCUGGAUGGCCUCUGAGAGGAGCCCGUGCUGCCGCAGCCCCACCAAGGAGCCCCUUCCUGGACUGUUCUGGGGGCUGGAGUUGGCCUCUGUGCCGGCCAGUGGGCACCCAGCUCCUGACACCGACAGAGGCCUCCAGCCCUCUAUGAUGUCGCUUCCGCUGGCUGUGCCUCUGCGGUCCUGCCAGUGGGACCUGAACCAGCAGUGGACCGGGCUGCCCAGGAGAUGUGGUCCGUGUUCUGCGUUCCCACGAGCCGGCUGGUCGGCGGGGCUGUGCACGGCCCUCUGAGGCCGCUGGCCCGUGACGUGAGGUGCUCUUUCUGGCUCUCCCGGAGGCUCCCCCAGACCCUUCUGCUUCGGGCCUCUGCCCUCACCUCGAGCUCCCUGGCCGACCUGGCAGAGCGCUCAGAUGCAGAGGUCUGGCUGCUGGAGCCGCGUGCCUUGCCCCUCUUCCACCUCUGCACGCCUGCCUGACCCCUGGCAGGGUGACCCUCGUCUCCUCCCUCCUUUCACACCUUCGGUCUUUUUAGACCUUCAGCGCUUGGUGAGGCCUGCUCCUCCCUCCGGCUGGACUGUGGGCUCCCCUAGGGAGCGUCCAGGUGGUGGUCUUUGCCUUCUGCCCUGCAGCCCGAGGGUUGACCAACGGCAGGGUCAUUGUGCAGUUUCUUCCCGUCUGUGCCCGAGGGGUUUGCAGAAAAGAUGGCAAAGGUGGAAUAAAAAGGUUCUGAGUAAA